UGAACAAAAGAGAGAGCGAGAGAGAUGAUGAGGUAGCAACAUAGCAAGUACAAGAGCGCAAUCUGACAACCCAGCGCGUGGUCUGUAGCCUAAUUUUACCGUUACCGUUUACAAUAGCCUGUAUCAAAAGAAAAAGAGCAUUCGACGAAUUCUGGGUGGAGAUUUUAAUCGUAGCCUACUGAACUUGUCAUAUUUUAUAUUUUUUACUACACGUAGCUUUUUCUGUAAUAUUUGGAAUUGUGAUCAAGAAAAGAAAAAUGUUAAGGAUAAUGUUUCAUGUCACUCAAUAAGAUCAGUAGAAGAAGAUCAAAAGUACAAUCAAGACCAAUCAUCAAAAAGGCCCAAACUACCAGUGACAACAACAUCGUCCGCAUUCCGCCAUGGCUUCCAACACCAUCGCUGCCCCCAGUGGAGCAGAGGGAGAACAGCAGCGGGAGCAGACCAUCACCUUACAGCCAACCAGCGCUGAGCACCAAGAGACAGCCCCUGACUCCAGCCAAUCGGAAUCCAAAGACCACUUGGCAGUAAUCAGCGAGAAGAUGGAGACCAGUAAUGGAAUGUGUGCUGCCGACUCCUCGCCCACAUCUUCCAUUUCGUCCCCCAAGCGACUGCAACACGCCAAACCAACCAACGGCCGGGCGCGGAAAGGAAGCCGCUCUGGGUCCCUGCUGGGUCAUGGGGCAGGGUCUCCCAGGCCUUCCAUCAGCCGUCAGCCCAGCACCGUGCCAGAGGAGGACGACGGCAAGCCCCCUAGAGACUACCUGAUCCUGGCCAUCCUGUCCUGCUUCUGCCCCUUGUGGCCCAUCAACAUUGUGGGUCUCGUCUUCUCUGUUAUGUCGAGGAAAAGCCUACAGCUAGGGAACGUUGACGGGGCGCGGCGUCUGGGCCGGAACGCAAUGGUGCUGUCUAUCGUCUCGCUAGUUGGCGGGGUCAUCAUCAUCAUCGCGGCCAUCGUCUUAAACUGGGGAAGUAUAAUAAAAUCCUGAGGGUCACCAUGGAAACCAGGAGCAAGAUCGCAAGACAGCACACCAACAACCAUCCCAACCAGACUUUUCCCCUUUCCUACAAUCAAAACACUAUCCUACAAAAGCGCCUGCAACCUACAGUAUACCCCCUUGUCCCCUUUUUUGCUGCACGAGCAUGUAUGGCCUGUAAUAUGUUCUCUGAAAUAGAUAGACAAGUCCCUCACCUCUACCUCCUACACCACGGACCCAAACGCUGCCACCAGUGGUGUAGUGCAGGGUAAACGUACGUAAACGCCGUUUACGCACCUUUUUAAUUUUGCUUGAGUGUUUAUCCACCUUUUGCAGAUAAAUGCAUUGAAAGUAUUGGGGGCGUUACUUUAUUGACUGCGAACGGUGAUCAGGAGUUACCCACCUAUUUUUUUUGACCACUCGUCACUGGCUGCCACCAUCACUCAGAAAGUAGAAGGCGUUGUGUAGAACAACACUGAGGUAGGAUAGACAGUGACAACCAGACUGGUUCCUCAAUGAGAGAGACACGUUUAACUCUGGUCAACGAUGCCAUGAUCUCCUGCAAUGGUUGCCUGAGUCUCUCAGACUGUAUUUAAAGUCUCUGCAUGGUUUUCCGGGACCAGGCUGCUCCUCCCAGGAGUGUCUCCAUUGUCGCCGGAAAGGACAUCUGCUUUUCUCUGUAAUGGGAUUAUUUCCUUCCACUGUAUCAUUCAUCUCCAGUCAGUCCACACCACUGUAACACAAACAAGGGAUCCUUUUAACUGUGACGCCAAAACCAUCUCACCCUAUAGGAUCAUGUUAAAGAUGGCAAAGGAAGAGUUAGGGAGGUGACAGGGAUUGUAAUUGAUCUUUGAUCAAUGUGAUAAUGUUGAUGGGGGGGCUUUGUGUUCAUAAUUUGUUCCAGAUCGUUCUUUUCUGUGAAGGGAGGGAGGAGUUAGAGACAGAUUGUACCAUCUGCAGUUUGAUUUAGGGAAAAACCCAGGGUCUCCAUCUAUCUUUGCUUCCUCGUCUUCGUUUAAAAAUCUGGAAUCUGGGGAGAAUGAGCCACUCUGGGUUUGGGAUUGAGGCAGGGCUGGUAACUCACAUGCACUCUGAAACACACUAGCUUACACCCCCCUGCGCACACACACACAAACAAACAAACAAACAUCCAUACACACAGAGUGUAAGAGAAGGCAGAUGUACGCAGCUACAGAGACACGGGCAGGCACACCCAUAUGGCUGAAUGUGAGAGAGCGAGAGAGAGAGAGAGAGAGCGAGACACUUGUUACUGAUGCAGGAUUAAAAAGUCAGAGAAUAUAAAAGACUGGAAAAACACAGACUGAGCAGAGCUGGUUAUAGAAUGUUGCUUACUCUUCAUUUCCCCCUCUUCUGUCCAGUAUCUACCUCCAUAUCAUCUAUCCCUUAUUGGUAACUUAUAACAUUUUACCUUUAUUUUAACAGGGAGUCCUAUUGAGACCAAGGUCUCUUUUGCAAGGGAGCCAUGCAUCUUACUUACACAACAACAAUGUUAUUAAAGUCUGCUUGACAGUAUUUACACAAUUCUAAACAGUCUACCAUCUCUGGUCAGUUUGAAUCAAUUCCUCUCUCUUCAGUAUUGCAAACGUAUUGCCCACUUUACCUCUCACCUCUCUAAGUAUGUAGUCAUUAUCUUUGAUUGUUGCUUCUUUUGUUAAAAUUCUAUGCAAAUGCCUCGCUGGGGUAUUUGGUCAGUUGUUACUCCCUCUCCUCCCUGGUCAGUAUCGGCUCAUAUGUGCUUAGUGUUUGCCCUUGUCUGGUUGUUAUUCACAGAGCAGAAUGACCUCCCCUCCCUCUGGGAGUCAGUCAGUGUGUCACUGUGUGCCAAAGCCUGGAAUGUGAGCCACAUACAGUAGGGGCAAGGCAGUCUUUGGCUUGACUCUGGCUAAGUGCUCUGUCGGUAUGUGUGUCUGUGUGUGUGAGAGAGAGAGAGAGAGAGAGAGAGAGAGAGAGAGGGAGAGAGAGCGAAAGAGUGUGAGAGAAAUGCAGUGUAACACUUACAGUAUCUGUACGGUGUAUGGCUGUGUGUGUGUGUGUGUGUGUGUGUGUGUGUGUGUGUGU
This is a messenger RNA of Coregonus clupeaformis (lake whitefish), 3053 nucleotides long. Its product is annotated as trafficking regulator of GLUT4 1-like. The coding region runs from base 381 to 986 and encodes 201 amino acids. Gene Ontology annotation, cellular component: membrane. The record is from RefSeq and is a predicted model, not a curated record. The transcript has 5 exons. NCBI's taxonomy places the organism in Eukaryota, Metazoa, Chordata, Actinopteri, Salmoniformes, Salmonidae.